This is a messenger RNA of Plasmodium gallinaceum, 231 nucleotides long. Its product is annotated as conserved Plasmodium protein, unknown function. The transcript is spliced from 2 exons. Bases 1 to 231 code for a protein of 76 amino acids. NCBI's taxonomy places the organism in Eukaryota, Apicomplexa, Aconoidasida, Haemosporida, Plasmodiidae. The record is from RefSeq and is a predicted model, not a curated record.
AUGUUAGAAAAGAAGAGUGAAUUUUUAUCUAAGUGCUUUAAUAUAUUUAAAAGAAAUUUUACGCCAAACAUAAGCUUAACAAGAUGUGAUGCACCGAAAAUGUGGAGAGUUGCAAUGGGUGGAGUUGAUCCUGCAACACCUCAAGCUGAAUCUUUUAUUAAUUUUCACAAUCAUACAGUAACUUAUAUGGUUUUUAUUAUGUUCACUGUUCUUUUGUCAUUAAAAAGAUAA